AUGGCAGAUGAAAUAUCAAAUGUUUUCUCACAUGUGAAAUUAAACGAAGUUCAUAUUGAGAAUGAUAUGAUGGAGGGCGAUUCAAAUGAAGAUAUUGAGAAUGAUAUGGUGGAGGUGGAGUCGAAUGAAAAUAAUAUUGAGAAUGAAAUAGUGGAGUUGAAUGAAAUGGUAGAAACAAAAGGGGUGGAAAACAAAGCAGAAGACCCUAAGUUGGGAAUGAUGUUUGACUCCAUUGAUGAUGUUGUGAUAUAUUAUAGAAGAUAUGCUAAAGAAAAAGGUUUUGCAGUGGCUAAAAGAACUUCUAAAAAGGGGAACGAUGGGGUGGUGAGGUAUGUGACCAUUGCUUGUAGUUAUGCUGGAAAGCCAAGGAUUAGAUUAAACUGUCCUGGAAUUAAAAGGACUAGAUCUACCAAUCCAGUUCAAUUGAAACCUCAAACAAAAACAGAUUGCAAAGCUCAACUUAGGUUGUCUCUAUGCCCAAAUGGAAAGUGGAUACUUAGAUCCAUGGUACUUGACCAUAAUCAUGGAUUGAGUCCUAGUAAGACCAGAUUUUACAAAUGCAAUAGAAUAAUAGAACCACAUGUGAAAAAAAAGCUUGAAUUACACGACAAAGCUAGUAUUAGAAUGAACAAGAGUUUUAAUUCAUUUGUGGUUGCAGCAGGGGGACAUGAGAAUUUGUCUUUUCUAGAAAAGGAUUGUAGAAAUCACAUGGAAAAAGUCAGACGUUCACAUCUUAGGGAAGGAGAUGCUAGUGCAAUGCACCAUUACUUUUUGAAAAUGCAAGCUGACAAUUCUGAAUUCUUCUAUGCAAUGGAUUUUGAUGAUGAUAGUCGGUUGAAAAAUGUAUUUUGGGCUGAUGCAAGGAGUAGGGCAGCAUUCAAAGAGUUUGGUGAUGUAGUUACAUUUGACACUACAUAUAUGGUUAACAAAUAUGAAAUGCCAUUUGCUCCAUUUGUUGGGGUGAACCAUCAUAGGCAAUCAACAUUGCUAGGAUGUGGAUUGAUCUUAAGAGAAGAUACAAAUUCAUUUAUAUGGCUAUUUAAAUCUUGGCUUGCAUGCAUGUCUGAAUGUCCUCCCAAUGCAAUUAUUACGGAUCAAGACAAAGCCAUGAAAAAAGCGAUAGAGAUUGUUUUUCCAAAUGCACGACAUCGAUGGUGCUUGUGGCAUAUCAUGAAUAAGUUGCCUGACAAAUUUAAAGGGUUCAAAGAUUAUGAAUCAAUAAAAUUCUGUAUGAAAAAUGUUGUUCAUGAUUCAUUGACAAAAGAAGAAUUUGAAGAAAGUUGGGGCAGAUUCAUUAAGAAAUAUCAACUUGAAAGCAAUGAAUGGUUACUUGGGUUGUAUGAUGAGUGGCAUCGUUGGGUGCCUGCCUUUGUGAAAGAUAUGUUUUGGGCAGGAAUGUCAACAACGCAGCGAAGUGAAAGCAUGAAUGCUUUCUUUGAUAAGUACAUUUAUAAGAAAACUACUUUAAAACAAUUUGUUGAACAAUAUGAGAAUGCUUUGGCAGCAAAGGUGCAUAAUGAAACUGUUGAAGAUUUUAAAUCUUUCAAUUCACGCAUUUCUUGUAUAACUAUUUAUGAUAUGGAGAAACAAUUUCAGAGUGCUUACACUUUGAAAAAAUUUACAGAUUUCCAAAAUGAGAUAGUUGGAAGUAUUUGUUGCAGUUUGUCUUCAUGCAGGGAACAUAACAACUUUUCAGAGUAUGAAGUACGUGAAGAUAUAUCACGUGGAGAAGGUCAGCGGAGCGUAAUUUUUCAUGUGUAUUUUAAUGAGGAUAACAGUGAAGUUAAAUGCAAAUGCAGGCUAUUUGAGUUCAAGGGGAUAGUAUGCAGGCAUCAAAUAUUGGUGUUUAUUCAUAGGAAGAUUUAUCGAAUACCAGACAAGUACAUCUUAGACAGAUGGAAUAAAGAUGUCAAAAGGAGGCACACUAAAGUUCGAAUAAGUUAUGACAAUUGGUCUUUGAAACCUGAAGCAUGUCGCUAUGAAAAGAUGUGUAAUGCCUUUUACUAG
Quercus robur (English oak) is the source of this 2007-nucleotide messenger RNA. RefSeq names its product protein FAR-RED IMPAIRED RESPONSE 1-like. The record is from RefSeq and is a predicted model, not a curated record. Bases 1 to 2007 code for a protein of 668 amino acids. Gene Ontology annotation, biological process: regulation of DNA-templated transcription. The transcript has a single exon. Lineage: Eukaryota; Viridiplantae; Streptophyta; Magnoliopsida; Fagales; Fagaceae. Gene Ontology annotation, molecular function: zinc ion binding.